AUGUUUACAUGGGACAACUACACACAGGUAACUGAGUUUAUCCUCCUGGGCUUCCCUGGCUCUGUGGGGCUCCAUCUGUUCCUCUUUCUGUUGUUCCUGCUGGUCUACUCUUUGACUAUCAUUGAAAAUAUCAUUAUCAUCACUCUGAUCAGAGUCAACCCUUCGCUUCACAAGCCUAUGUACCUCUUCCUCAGUAACCUGUCCUUCCUAGAGUUGUGGUACAUCUCUGUCACUGUGCCUAAAAUGCUGCUUACCUUCCUGGCACCUGAAUUUGGGCGCAUUUCCUUCAUGGGUUGUAUGGCCCAACUCUACUUCUUUCUAGGACUGGCCUGCACUGAGUGUGCACUCUUGGGUGUCAUGGCAUAUGACCGCUAUGUAGCUAUCUGUAACCCACUCCGCUACCCGGCCAUAAUGGGCCCUGGUCUCUGUCUCCGUCUGGCCACCAGCUCCUGGCUCAGUGGUUUUACCGUAUCGCUAGGAAAGGUCUUUUUCAUCUCACGCCUUGGCUACUGUGGACCCAAUCUCAUGAAUCAUUUCUUCUGUGACGUGUCCCCACUGCUGAACCUGGCCUGCACCGACAUGUCCAUGGCCGAGCUCAUUGACUUUCUCCUGGCAUUGCUCAUCCUGAUUGUUCCCCUCCUAGUUACCAUCUUCUCCUAUGUCUCCAUCAUCUCCACUGUCCUGAAGAUCCCCUCUGCCUCAGGCCAACAGAAGGCCUUCUCCACGUGUGCCUCUCACUUGGCUGUAGUGGUCAUCUUCUACUCAGCCUCACUCUUCAUCUAUGCCCGGCCCCGGGCCCUCUACUCUUUUGACUAUAAUAAGCUGGUGUCAGUAGUCUAUACUGUGCUCACCCCACUCCUCAACCCCAUUAUCUAUUGUCUGAGGAACACAGAGGUGAAGGUUGCCCUGAAGAAGACAGUGCAGAGGAUGUCACAGAAGAUGGACUCUGUCUCCAAGGAUUCAGGAGGGCUCAGGGAGUUGUCAUCCCACUUCCAGAUGACCUGA
Messenger RNA from Vombatus ursinus (common wombat), 1005 nucleotides. RefSeq names its product olfactory receptor 6-like. The transcript has a single exon. Gene Ontology annotation, cellular component: membrane. NCBI's taxonomy places the organism in Eukaryota, Metazoa, Chordata, Mammalia, Diprotodontia, Vombatidae. Gene Ontology annotation, biological process: G protein-coupled receptor signaling pathway. Bases 1 to 1005 code for a protein of 334 amino acids. The record is from RefSeq and is a predicted model, not a curated record. Gene Ontology annotation, molecular function: G protein-coupled receptor activity; olfactory receptor activity.